GAGAUGAAAGUGUGGGAUCCAGCCGGCCUAUAUCUGUCUCCCCACUCCCACAUGAAAUGCAGAUAAGGAGAAAAGAAGGUAUCUUGUCUGGGGCGCAAUGGUGACCCACAUCCCAGCUACACCACACCCCCCUAAAGCAUCUCAUCACGUCAGACUCCAUAAUGACCCACGCGAUCUGAGCUAUAUGACUCCCAUACAUACCACCGAAUGGCCUGGUAUUUAACUUUAAAUGUGCCAGUAACGCCUCCGCAUGCCACGGGAUGUACGUGGGCACUUCCUCUGGAUUUCGAAAUGCCUCAUUUUAUUCUAUCAGUGGGAGCCAGACUCGUUAGGGCUGCGUCCAUUUCUUGUUCCACAGGAGGGUCCGUGCUGAAAGUGAAUUUUUGUAAAUUGAAUCAUGAAUCACUUUUAUUCUCCUAAUCACUAACACGGUAUUCUUGGACUUUGAAACAUGUCUCCUUCGCAUUGGUCAUUUUUGUCGACUAUUUUUUAAAAUCCAUUUUUGAACGACCACCCCUACGAAACAUGGUACGCCCCACUCCCUGCCGUUAGCCGUUGUUAUAUCCAAAUGCUAGUGAACAGAUAUGUUGCUACACGCUGGCGUUAAAGCCACGAAAAGAUGCGCCUUCACGGGAUUAAAACAAUAAAGCAAACAACAAGAAGUCUGGAAAAACUUUGCCCAACUGUGCCCAAACUUUGGUAGACUACAACCCAAAGCACUUCCCUUCAGUUUCGAGUGUGUUAGCAUUGUUUUAUCUCUCGCCACUAUUGCCGUCGGACGCGUUUUUAUCUUCUUCUGGAGCAGUCCAGUCUGAUGAAUUCACCGAAAAAAGACGGAGAUGAUGAUGUGCCCGUUAAAGACCCGGUAAAAUACGGAGAAUUGGUCAUUUUGGGGUACAAUGGCUCUCUUCCAAGCGGAGACCGCGGGCGCAGAAAGAGCCGCUUCGCUCUGUACCGAAGAGCCAAGGCCAACGGGGUCAAACCCAGCGCCGUGCACAUCCUCAACACACCGCAGGACAGCAAGGCUGUCCACAGCAGGGGGCAGCACAGCAUCUCCUUCACUCUGUCUCGCAACCAGACGGUGGUGGUGGAGUACUGCCAUGACAACAGCACAGACAUGUUCCAGAUCGGACGCUCCACAGAGAGUCCCAUUGACUUUGUGGUGACGGACACCUCCGGGGUGGGGAAGGAGGGGGAGGACCCCUCCAUCGCUCCGAGCACCAUCUCGCGUUUUGCCUGCAGAGUGGUGUGUGAACGCAACCCACCUUACACUGCACGAAUCUACGCCGCUGGGUUUGACUCCUCCAAAAACAUCUUCUUAGGGGAGAAAGCAACCAAAUGGAAAAACCCUGAUGGGCACAUGGACGGCCUGACCACCAACGGGGUGCUGGUGAUGCACCCGGAGGGGUUCCCAGAGGACCCCAAGCAGGGUCUGUGGCGGGAGAUCUCCGUCUGUGGGGAUGUUUACGCCCUGCGUGAGACGCGCUCUGGACCCAGCCGGGGAAAACUGGCGGAGGGUGAGAGCAGUGCACUGCGUGACGGUUCCCUGGUCGACCUGUGCGGUGCCACCCUGCUGUGGCGUACAGGUGAGGGGCUCAUGCGCGCCCCCACCCUGCGUCACCUGGAAGCACUUCGCCAGGAGCUCAAUGCGUCCCGGCCCCAGUGUCCCGUAGGCCUCAGCACGCUGGCCUUCCCCAGCAUGCCACGCAGCCACAGGUGGGACCUUGAAGAGCGUCAGCCUUGGGUCUACCUCACUUGCGGCCAUGUCCACGGACGCCACGACUGGGGCCAGAGAUCCGAGGGAGUGGCGGAGCCGCGAGAGGGAGAGGGCUCCACAACCCGCCGAGAAUGUCCCCUGUGCCGGAGCGUGGGUCCCUACGUGCCCCUGUGGCUGGGCUGUGAGCCGGCCGUGUACGUGGACGCUGGAGCUCCCACUCACGCUUUUGUGCCGUGCGGCCACGUCUGCUCAGAGAGGACAGCCAGGUACUGGGCCGAGACCCCGCUGCCCCACGGGACGCACGCCUUCAGAGCCGUCUGCCCCUUCUGCUCCGCCGCCCUCAGCACCCCCGGCUGGACGCGGCUCAUCUUCCAGGGCCCCAUCGACUAGUCGCUACUCAACACACAACCACUAUCACAGUAACAGCCGGAUGCCUGAGCUUCAUCCGCGGUGCAAUCGUUGGUCAGUGUUCAGUGUGGACAGGUAAUUGGUUAGGAGUGCCUGUCCUUUUCACGUUCUAACAGCAGGUGUGCGCCACACAUUCUGAGUGUACAACAAACACUGUCCAACGUUGUGACUGGAUGUAGCCCAAAGCUGAAUCCCUGCCCUCGUUCAUCCCUCAGUGCUUGUUGAUUGGUAUAAGAUCUGGAGAAUAGGUGGACAGCAUUUACUCUAAAUGGUCCUCUUGUCAGGGAACAUUCUGCUGUUUUUCAUUCCAACUAAACACCAGCUGAUUUUGCUCAAGUGUAAGUACAACAAAUCAUACACAGGAGCUCAGCCGAUGCUGCUUGACCCUUUUGAAAACAAUUAUUUCCACUCCAUUAUCAAAUGACAAACGGAUCUUAACACGUUUAUUUGUAUGUCUCAGAAGCCAUGUCUGAAAUGACGAGUAGCUUUUUGCACAAAAGAAAGGAAUGGCCUUUUUUACUCAGUUCACCUGCAGCGCCUUACUCGCCUGCAGCGCCCGUGUGUCCUUAAACUCGGUGAAACGCCGCCUCUUGCACUUCUCGGCCUGAUAUCCGACCACUUCUUGAUUUCUCAAACACGUCACCGUAAUUGUUGUGAAAUGCUGCCACUCAUCAAACAGUAUAACCCACCCGGUCUCAGCUUAUGCAAAAAAAAAAACCUUCACCUCUCACACCUAGUCUCUUUAUAGAUUUGCACCCUGACGUCCCCGUCUUCCUCCCUCAAUGACCGGCUGCUUUAUAUUCAUAGCCGUGUUCUCAGCAGGCAGGUUUAACUCCUCAUGGUGAACGUGUGGGAGGUUACAAGGUGAGAUCAGAGGCUUGUGCUUCUACACUGCAUUUACAGUGAAUCACUAGUAUUUCUUUACGCGAGUAUAAGAUGUUUUCAUCCUUUGUCUUCAUGUAUCAGACGUCAAUGAGCCUCCUUGUGUCCUAUGAGGUUGGAAUGAAAACCUGCAGACUCUUUGAUUAUCUCUGAAGCACUAGAGGGGCCGCUACACUAUGCUGUGUCAAAUAGUUCACCUCUUAAGGACAAAUCUUACGCUGAUUAUCAAGCAGGCGGAGGAUAAGCACGGGCUGGGAGUGAAACUGGGUAAAAUCCACUUCAUAACUCUCUACAGCAAUAAUAGCAGUCCCAUAGAUAAGCUAGAUGUUGUGCUACGGUUAGCCACGCGUGAGGGCGGCGGCCGCGUUGAACAUGGCUGAAAUGGUUUCCAGGUUAAGCGCUCAACCAGAGGCGUGUUCAAUAUCACGAUUUGUUUUAUUUCCAAAUGUGGUGUGUGUGUGUCUGUGUGUGUGUGUGUGUGUGUGUGUGUGAGUGAGUGAUGUAACCAAAGCACUAGAAUUUAAAGAUGAGCAACUGAAUCAGCGAGGAAACACCUGACAUUCAUUUUAAUACUCACUAAAUACUCAUUAAUAGCCUAAACGUGUUGACAGAAAUGAGCACGUUUACGCUGCCGAAGAACACAGCAGCUGUCGUAAAAGAAGAAAUUGCAUCGCUACUGUUAUUUUGAACACGCUUCUGGUUGCUGAAUUCUGCUGAACAGGGUCCGUGUUAGAGUGGUAUGCAUAACCUCAAAAGAUAACCUUUUUGUUGUUGUUUAAAGAAAACUAUUUUGUUAGGAAAGGGGGAGGGGUUUAUUUGGGGGAAGCGGGAGGAAUUCUUUUAGAUGUUCAGUGUUUAAAAAAAACAGCAACUAUUUUUCUAACUGAUAAUUGGUUUUAGUGAACUAUUGUUACUCAGUGUAAGCAGGUUCCGUAUGUUUCUGAAUUGUUCUCAUGUGGUAGAUCUAGGAGAGCUUGUGAGUGAGAAAACAUUGCCAACACUGUGUCCAACAAACACACACUUAACACACUGCUACCGUAAAAACAUUGCCCAGACAAUGAAUGUAGCCAAAUACUCAGGCUAUAUUUAGCCUUCCCUGGUGCUCAUAAUGAAUGGUCUAUAUUGUGAUACUAUUUUUGUAACUGAAUAUUAUGGUGUUGCUUGGUGAACUAGCUUGAAAAAGUCAGAUCAUUUUCAAUAAUAGCCUCAAAAGUGUGGAAGACGUAUAAUUGAUAAUACACACUCACGUGGAAAUUGUGUCUAGCUUGCAUGUGCUGAACGUACACAUACAGUAUGUACACUACACGUACUCGGAAAAACUUUGCACGGUUGAUUGCCAACCUGUUAUUCAUGCUGAGAGCGUUUCUCGCAGACCAAGAUGUCUUCCGAGCCCUCAGCUGGUAAAACUACAUCAUUUCAGUUUCUUUCUUUUGUUUUGGAAAACUUCUCUAAAAGAAAAAUAGAGGGAGAGAGAGAGAGAGAGCCUAAAAAAAAAAAAUCCUCAUACUUGAUAGAUGCGUGACUUUUGUGAAUGAGACCUGUCCAAUCCCACUUUGUACUACUAUGCUAAUAUUUCCCACCAAACCAAUUCACUGCAGAAAGCAUUUUGUAUUCAGAGCGAUCAUGGGACAUUUAAAGUGACUGAAGGUCAGCCUGCUGUUUAAAAAAAUAAAUGAAAGCUGUUUGAUGUUUAAAUACAAGAUUUGAACUCCCGAUAGUGGAUGGUUGAUAAUUACUGUAGCUCAGGAUUAGUGAUUUCAGAUUCAUAGCUAGAGAGACAUGACAGGAGCCUGGUAGGCCACACCUUCAGUCAAAAAGAUUCACAACUGCAAAAAAAACACAUAAACUAGGUGUGAGAGUGAUCAUCUGAUGUAAAUGCCAAAUUUGAGAGGACGUACUGUCGGGUAGACGGCCACAGGUCUAGCAUCAGUCACAUACGGGUCUUAAUUAAAGGGGCACAAACAGGCUAUGAAAACAUCUGGAUGAGCUGCACGCCCAAUCCAGUGAAUCCUGCUUUUGAAGAGAACGUAUACAACAAUUAAUGUAACACCAUUGGCGUGUGGAUGGAAGAACCGUUGCAGUACCCUCAUUGGCUUCUAGUUUAUAUGCUGAUAUAUUUAUUUUAGCUCAUUUUCCUUUACUUUUCCUUUACUUUAUUCUUCCUUUAAACCCUCUUUGGGUUAUAGGUGUCCAUAUGCAAUUUCCUCUCCCUUGUUUUUUAGAUUUUUAGUAUUGGUGAAUUUUUCAGAUACAGUAUUUUAGGUUGUUUUAAACCACUAGUUACAUCAUUAGCAGUUUCUCUAACUUUGUUUUUUUUUUAAUUAUAUGUUUCAAUUGAGCUUCACUUCAAAAUGGCAAAACCUCAACCUCCUCAUCUAAUUAACUCAUCUUUCUACAGGUGAGCGAGUAGCUGACACGUAUACAGCGUAAAACCUCACAGUUGAUAAUGCAUUCCCUUUUAAUACAUCUGUGUUAUGUACAGCCAUUUUGUAUUAUUUUAUAUCAUAUUCUUCUGUAAUCGUCCGGUGCACAGACAAUCGCUAUACACAUGUCAAUAAACCUGUUAAAAAUGAA
Anarrhichthys ocellatus (wolf-eel) is the source of this 5581-nucleotide messenger RNA. RefSeq names its product E3 ubiquitin-protein ligase pellino homolog 2. The coding region runs from base 815 to 2107 and encodes 430 amino acids. Lineage: Eukaryota; Metazoa; Chordata; Actinopteri; Perciformes; Anarhichadidae. The transcript has 7 exons. The record is from RefSeq and is a predicted model, not a curated record. Gene Ontology annotation, molecular function: protein binding; ubiquitin protein ligase activity. Gene Ontology annotation, biological process: protein polyubiquitination; regulation of Toll signaling pathway.